AGAUAACAGCGACGACGUGAUGUUGGUCGCAAACAUGUUGGCCGCGCUGUCAUGGCCGGCUGAUGAUUGACAAACGUCAAUUUUGUAGGAAAAGUGUGAACCGUGAGUCGACUAAUUAAAUUAGCGUAAAAAUGGCCAAUCCCGAGGCACCUGGUGUCGACGACGUUAUAGCCGAGCCAGGAAUCGAGCCUGGGGCUUCGGCCGAGACGAUGCUAGUGACGACUGAUAGUUUCGAGGAAUACGAGCAGGAAAUGAGCAACAGCAUAGACGACAGGCAAAUGAAGGAAAGCACGACUAGCACGAUAUCCGAACUCCAGGAGGACAUUCGAGAGGCCCCGCCGACGCCAACGGCGGUCAGCCCCACGGAGCCAAAGCCUGAACCUCCCGACGAUUUGGAGCUCGAGGACAACACGCAGCAGCUCAGUUUGAAUAGUCUGGAAAUUGACCCACUGAGGAACACGACGUGGCUAGCACAGAGAAAGCAUAUAUUCAUACUGAGCCAGGCGGGAAAACCCAUUUACUCGAGGCACAGCUCCGAGGAUAAACUCGUCACACUUAUGGGCGUUAUGCAGGCGUUAGUUUCAUUCGUUCAAGCUGGUAACGACAUGAUCAGAUCGGUCCACGCGGGCGAUACUAAUUUCGUUUUCGUUGUCAAAGGUCCACUUAUCUUAGUCACUGUAUCUAAAACACUGGAAAGUGUGCCGCAGCUAGUUUUACAGCUAACAUAUGUGUAUAAUCAAAUAGUUUGCGUCCUCACACAAUCUCAUAUGACGAGGGUUUAUGAACAGAGGCGAAACUUUGAUUUGCGAAGAUUAUUGACAGGCAGCGAGAGGUUAAUCGAUCAUUUGUUGAAUUUUAUGGAUAAAGAGCCAGCCUUUUUUCUAGGUGCUAUUAAGUGCUUGCCUUUGUUGCCCUCCAUGAGGGAUGCUAUUAGUCAAACCAUUGUUCAAACUUGUGGCAAAAUUAAGAAUCUGGUGUUUGCGAUACUACUGGCUGAUAAUCAGCUGGUAACAUUGGUCAGAAUGAAAAAAUAUUUCAUACACCCUGCUGACUUGCAUUUGAUCCAAAAUUUGGUCGCCAGCUCGGAGUCGUUCAAAACGGUAGAAAGCUGGACGCCAAUAUGUUUGCCCAAGUUUGAUCCCAAUGGGUUUAUGCACGGUCAUGUUUCGUACCUGGCAGAGGAUUGCCAAGCUUGUUUAUUACUUCUGACUGUCGACAAAGACGUGUUCUAUUCUCUAUCGGAUGCCAAGCAAAAAAUAGUUGAGAAAUUACGAAGGACAAAUUGUUUGGAAGCCAUCAAUGAGUCAAUGAACAAAGCAUCCAUCACAACAGCAGAAAUUGGUUUACCUGAGAUGCGACAUGUCUUGUACAAAUGUAAAAGUACGGCACAAUUCUGGAGUCCUGGUUUUCAACCGCCAUAUACAACAGAUGAAGAAAUCGAACGACUAUUGGGACUCUAUCAGUGCCUUCAUCACAGACUACAUGCCCCAAAUCGACCACUGAAGUUGAUAUUCCAACAAUUGGACAAAGAAACAAUGUUAGCAUGGGUAACGUCAGGUUUCGAAUUGUAUUUGACUUUUGAACCACUGGUGACUAAACCAGAUGCGAUAAAUUCUGUAAGCAAAUUGCUGAAAUGGAUAAAGAAGGAAGAAGAAAGAUUAUUUAUAUUGAAUUCACCAACGUUCUAGCAAGAAUUUGAAAUUAUGGACAAAAAAGGCUCAAAUGUCUCAGCUGUUGCACUGUAGUAACUGUGAAUGUGCUGCAAGAAAUUUUGUUACAAAGUUUUGGUAUCGACGAUGUAUGAAAAUUGUAAAAAUUGGGAAGGAAGAAAGGUAAUAUAACGUAGAAUGUAUAAUUUCAAAAGGCUAUGACUAGGUACGUUAAGAUUUAAGAAAUGCAGCAAAUCAUGUUCAAUUUGAUUUCGGUUGAUGGAAAUAUUUAUUUUUGAGAUGAUUUCCUCCAUCCGUAUAUUUGCGAUCGAAAAACCUAUUUUUGACGCAUCCGAGAAUUGUAUUCCCUAGAAGCUCCCUAAAUAUAGGAGUCUUAUACGUGACUAAUUGCACGACUAAUCGCCCAUUCCUUCGUAUCUUUAAGUGUAUAUUGUAUACUAUAUUUUGCUCACUAUUUAUAAUUAUGAAAUUUGAGAUUUGGUAGUUACUUUAUUACAAAGUAAUAUAAUACAAACUUAAAAUAUGUAAAUAUCGCAUAAAAUAGAUGAAAUAUCGGUUAUUUAGA
Neodiprion virginianus is the source of this 2235-nucleotide messenger RNA. It is a transcript of the gene Mon1, whose product is annotated as vacuolar fusion protein MON1 homolog A. Gene Ontology annotation, biological process: endosome to lysosome transport via multivesicular body sorting pathway; protein targeting to vacuole. The record is from RefSeq and is a predicted model, not a curated record. Bases 132 to 1688 code for a protein of 518 amino acids. The transcript is spliced from 7 exons. NCBI's taxonomy places the organism in Eukaryota, Metazoa, Arthropoda, Insecta, Hymenoptera, Diprionidae.